AUGCUUAACAUAAAUGUCAGAAUUAUUUAAUAAAUAUGUGAUGUCAAAAUUAAAUUUAAAAAUCAAAUGCACGCUGAUGAAUAUAAUGCUAGAUUUAGAAUCAUCUUCAUCAUUCUUUUAAUCAUCGUCCUAAUAAUUUUUGUAAUAAUACUUACAACAUACAUUUUACUGAUAACGGAAGAGAAGUAACGAAUUAAAAAAUGAGAUAUGGCUCAAAUUGGAGAACCUUUAACUCUAUCAAGAGACAUAAAAAGAUCGAUUGAACUUCUUGAAAAACUCCAAAAAAGUGGCGAAGUUCCUGCUACAAAGCUGGCAGCUCUUCAAAAAGUUCUUCAGAGCGACUUUCUGAACGCCGUGCGUGAAGUUUACGAACAUGUAUACGAAACUGUAGACAUACAAGGGUCUCAAGAUGUGAGGGCUUCGGCCACAGCGAAAGCCACUGUUGCAGCUUUCGCAGCCAGUGAAGGGCACGCUCAUCCCAGAGUCGUGGAACUGCCAAAAACUGACGAAGGGUUAGGUUUUAACGUUAUGGGAGGCAAAGAGCAAAAUUCGCCAAUUUAUAUAUCGAGAAUUAUUCCUGGAGGUGUAGCAGAUAGACAUGGAGGAUUGAAGAGAGGUGACCAACUUUUAAGUGUCAAUGGAGUGUCGGUAGAUGGUGAAAACCACGAGAAGGCUGUAGAACUAUUAAAACAAGCCCAUGGGUCUGUGAAACUUGUAGUUCGGUAUACUCCCAAAGUAUUAGAAGAAAUGGAACUUCGAUUUGAUAAACAAAGAGCCAGAAGGAGACAACAGUAUAAUUAAUUAAAAAGUCUUGAAGUAUAAUAAUCAUUUUCAUUCAAAUAUAUAACGUAGUUAAGUAAAAUCCAACUAGUAUUUCUUCUUUAGUUUAAAUGUUAACAGUGUAUUGCAAUUUGUAAGCAUUUUAGUAAAUGUAACGAUGGAGGUAUGGAUUUGCAAGCUUGUAAUUUGACAAAUGCUUUCAAAUUAGCUAUGAAUGCCAACAAAGGAUAGCAUAAAUGUUGAUUUGGUACUUCCAUUCUCUUGUAAUAGUCAGUAUUAGAAUAUUCAUUGAAAAUCUCAUGACGCGUUUAGAAUGUUUUUAAUAUAUUAAAUUAUUUAUGUAUUUGUUAAUUUAGAACAGUAUAACUGAUAUUGUACUGCUUUUAUAUCUAUAUUUGUUUCUGUAUUAAAUGUUUAAUACCCAAUGCUUUUAAUUUAUCUUAAAUUAAGCCAUUUGUUUCCCAUAACCUUCUCAUUGGUAUGGUAUCUUUUAUUCUGUGUAAAUAUCCCCACCAACUCCGCUGUCUCUGUUCUAUAAACUCCAAUGUUGAUCGUAUUUUCAGUUCGUUCCUUAUUAUAGCCAUUUUGGGUACACCUUUCUCUCUCUUUCCUAUGGAGGUACAGCUCCUAUGGUCCUGGCCUCCCCCAGCAUCCGCCUCCAAGUCUCUCUGUCUCCGGCUGCUCUCUUCCAGUUGUCCACCCUCAAUAUCUCUUUAGCAUCGGUUCUCAUUUCGUCUAUUCACCUCUUCCUUGAUCUUCCUACUGGCCGACGUCCCACUAAGCGUUCUGUCUUAUAAGGUGACCUGCCCAGCACAAUCUUUGUAUUUUUGCAUAAUUUGCUAUAGAGGGUUCUCUGUAAUAUUGGUAUAACUCGUGGUUGAACCUUAUUCUUCAUAUACCAUUGUGGCAAAUGGGUCGCAGUAUCCUCCUUAAGGCCAUCAGUACAUAAUUCGCAAAUAUUUUACGCCUAUCCCUACUUUUUCUAUCUUUACACAGCAAAUUACGUGUAGAAAAUUCAUACUGGUAUGAAUCCUGAAAAACCCAAUAAAUAUUUUUGAAAAAUUUAAACGCAGAAUGAAAGACCAAAUUAUUACCGAGGGCCGAAAGUCCCUUAGAAUAAAUAAAAAGUUCUAUUUUGAAUGAGAUAUUUGAAAUUAAAAAUCACACUAAAUUUUCUCUUAGUUUUUCACCCCUGUAACUUAUUAAAAUAAUCAUUAUAGAAUUUUCAGGGACUUUCGGCCCUCGCUAAUAACAUAAUCUUUCAUUCUGUGUUUAAAUUUUACAAAAAUACUUAAUAACUUAUUAGUUUUCUCAGGAUUCGUAAAAAAUGAAUUUCCGUUUGAAUAGCAUUGCAGCCGAAAAUACGUACCCAUCCCCUUAAUAUCUUUCUUUCAAAAGUAUUAAUAAGGUUUAUUGUCUGUUCACUCAUGAUCCACGUUUCUACACAAUAUGUUAUUGGUCAUAUGAUGGUUUUAUGAAGAGAACACCUUUAACUCUUAAAAACUCCAUUUCUAUAGACUGUAUCUUGCUCUCUUGUCUUUGUGUUAGUACACAUGAUUCACUGCCAAAGUCAGAACAAGUCUAGAAAUGUUUAUUUCUGUACUCCAUAAUAUUUCUUUUCUGUAUACAGGGUAUUGGUAAAUAAGUAUGAAAAACUUUAAGGGGUAAUUCUACAUGAAAAAAUAAUGACAGUUUCCUAUAUAAACGUAUGUCUGCAAAUGCCUCGUUACCAACAGGGUGUUGGCAUUUUUAUUUCAAACUGCGAACUUUUUUUAUUGCUCUAAGACCGUUUGAGCUAGGAAAAUUAAAUUUGGUGGUUUUAAGAGGUCGCUAUUGCGCAUUUUUUUAAAGAAAAAAAUAGUAUGUCAAUGAGAUAUUUCAAAUUAAAAAUUAUUGUUGUAUUCCACGUUUAAUUUAUGAUAAAGAAGCUAUUUUGAUAAAAAAGAAGAAAAUAUUUCUAAAAAGAUUUUAACUAUGUGCAAGGCUACAACAAAUGUUCAAAAUUACCUCCUUUAAAGGUGACAGAGUAAUUUUAUAUUCACCACUGGCACGCGUACGGGUAAUGGCCUAAAUUUUUUAAAGAAAAAAUAGUACGCCACUGAGAUAUGUCAAAUUAAAAAUCAUUUUUGAAUUCCUCGUUCAAUUUACGACAAAAAAACGUUCUUGUCUUUUUUUCAUAUGAGGCGUCGUUUUUAUGCAAAUAAAACAUCUUAACGUUUACAAAGUAUUUGAAAUAAGUUUCUAUGCAUAUGAAUCUACCUCGAAUAAUUUGUAAGCGUUAAGAUGUUUUAUUUUUUGUAUAAAAACGGCACCGCAUAUGAAAAACAGACAAGAAUGAUUUUUUUGUCGUAAAUUGAACGAGGACUUCAAAAAUGAUUUUAAAUUUGACGUAUCUCAGUGGCGUACUUUUUUUUCUUUAAAAAAUUCAGAUCAUUACCUGUACGGGCGCCAAUGAUGAAUAUAAAAUUAUUCUGUCACCUUUAAAGGAGGCAAUUUUGAACAUUUGUUGUAGCUUUGCACCUAGUUAAAAUCUUUUUAGUAAUAUUUUCUGUUAUUGUUCUACUUUGGUAUUAUUAAAUUGGAGAGUUAUUGAUAAUGUAUUAAGAAAUGAAAAAUACGCGCGAAGAUGUUUUAUUUUUUCGCAUAAAAACGGUGCACCAUAUGAAAAAAAUACAAGAAAGGUUAUUUUUCAUAAAUUAAACGUGGAAUACAAAAAUAAUUUUUAAUUUGAAAUAUCUCAGUGGCGUACCAUUUUUUUCUUUAAAAAAAAAUUCAGACCAUUACCCGUAGGCGCGCCAAUGAUGAAUACAAAAUUGUUAUUUGUUUGUCAAAAAAUGCAAAAUAACUACCUCUUAAAACCCACCAAAUGUAACUUUCAUAUCUCAACCGGUCUUAGAGCAAUAAAAAAAUUGGCAGUUUGAAAUAAAAAUUUCAACACCCUGUAUCUCGAAAACAAAGCAUUUGCGGACAUACGUUUAUAGAGCAAACUGCCAUUAUUUUUUCAUGUAGAAUUACCCCUUAAAGUUUUUCAUACUUAUUUACCAACACCCUGUAUAAAUGUUUUGUUCAUUGUAUGAUACAGGUGUAGCAUUUAGCAGUCUACUCUGCUAUUGAUUUCUGCUUCUAGAUAUUCUGUUCCUUCUAUUAUUACUCCUCAGUUUGUAAAAGUUUUAAAUUGUUCUAUUUUUAUCUUUCAAUAUUUCUAUAUGAACUUCUUCUCUUGUUUCUCCUAUCUGUGAAUUUUUGUUGUUUUAAUAUUUAUCUUCAUUCCGUUUGCAGUAAGUACUCAAUCAAACUACAUUUUUUAUUUAAAGACCUUUAUUGUAAGUCUGUAUUAAAUAUAUAUAUAAGAAUAAACAUAGAAAAGAAAAACAAGUAAAGGAAUGUAAAAAUAAAAUA
Messenger RNA from Diabrotica virgifera virgifera (western corn rootworm), 4179 nucleotides. RefSeq names its product protein lin-7 homolog C (gene veli). Gene Ontology annotation, molecular function: protein binding. Gene Ontology annotation, biological process: protein localization to basolateral plasma membrane; neurotransmitter secretion; maintenance of epithelial cell apical/basal polarity. Lineage: Eukaryota; Metazoa; Arthropoda; Insecta; Coleoptera; Chrysomelidae. The record is from RefSeq and is a predicted model, not a curated record. Gene Ontology annotation, cellular component: synapse; cell-cell junction; basolateral plasma membrane. The transcript is spliced from 5 exons. Bases 208 to 801 code for a protein of 197 amino acids.